UCUACUCUUUUAAUGUAACAUGAGCUCCAUGCAAUAUUUCAUGUGUUCGAGUGGUUUCAUUUAAAAGUGUUUACAUCAUGCAGUUACAUUCUUUUAGAUCUUCGUACAAUGUAUUUGUUUCAUUCGGUAUUUUUAUAUUAACAAUAGAGAAUUUCGGAGGAUGUAAUCCUAUUACGAAUUUCAAUUUCAACGAGAACAUCAGGGAAUUUUCUUUGAAGGAAGAUAAUACUAAUACUUCGAAUGUAAAAACGUUGCAGAAAGAAGAUCCGAAACAAUAUACUGAAUUAUCUCAUUUUCGACCGAUUCAUUUACAGGAUAUACCCGACAAUAAAUUAGCAAGCUCAAGUCACAGCCGAGGACUAAUCAAUCGAGAUCAUCCUGGUUAUCCCAUACACGAGUACGACGAAUACCCACAUAUCGGUUACGGAUACGAAUAUCACGUACCGCAAGCUCAUAACGAAUACAAUCAUCACAACUUCGACCCUUAUCACUACGGACAUCAUGGUGCUGUCGGACACUAUUCUGGGCAUCAUUACAAACACUACAACCACGCAUUGGCGGCCAAAGCGGUAUUAUGGCCGAUUGCAGGAAUUGCACUUCUUGGAGCCGCUGCCGCUUUAGUUAGCAAUCCAAUUCUUUUGCAACUCGGCGUUGCGACCGGUAAACGAAAGAGAAGAGAAACCGAAGAAAUUACUGGAUCCGAUUUAGACACCGACUUCACAAAAUGGAAAUCACAAAUCGAAGAUGUUCCACAACUCGCUACGAGCAUUAAUGAUAAAAGUCUAAAUAGAAUACAUUUUCAAAGAAAAACCUUAAAAAAUAAGAAACUAAAAUCAAAACGUCUAUCGAUGAAUAAUCAUCCCACUCAAACCCCUGGAAAUUUCGAAUUUAAUGCUCCAAUAAGUAAUGAAUCGCAUGAUAUGAAUCUUGUACGAGUUCCGAUGCAGAAUGUUUAAUUACAUGUUAAAAUACAAUAAUUAAAUACAAUAUUUAUUUUUAAUUUUAUUACCAAAGUUAAUUCGGUUAUACAUUUAAAGUGUUAAUU
Messenger RNA from Vanessa tameamea, 1045 nucleotides. RefSeq lists its product as uncharacterized. The coding region runs from base 78 to 956 and encodes 292 amino acids. The transcript has 5 exons. The record is from RefSeq and is a predicted model, not a curated record. NCBI's taxonomy places the organism in Eukaryota, Metazoa, Arthropoda, Insecta, Lepidoptera, Nymphalidae.